UCAUCACGCCAGUAUUUAGUUGGCAGUGUUUGUGAGUGGCCGCGUCGAACGUUUUGUUAAAACAAAAUGACUUUGUUGUGUCAAAUAUUACUAGAAAAAGCGAAAGAAGGAGUGUUUAGAUCCGGUGACAGUGUGCGAGGAACAUUAAAGUAUUCCGUAGACGAACCAACGAAGUACGAAACUAUAUACAUAAGGUUUGUGGGCCAUGGCAGCGUUAACUGGACAGAAUCUGAUGGAGACGACAGAAAAACCUAUAAUAACAGAGAAGAAUACGCAGAUCUAACUCAGUAUUGCCUCAAACCAGACGAAGAUAAUGUUCUAAAGGGUUGCUACAGUCAUCCCUUUGAAUUUCUAAUCCCCGAUGAUAUACCAAUAUCCAAAAAGGAUGGUGUAUGCCACAUAUACUACAAAGUCGUCGCUGUAUUUGUGAAGUCCGAAGGCUUUUUUAAAACGGAGAAGUUUGACACAGAAAUCCCAGUGUAUGGCUACGUAAACAGAUGUUCUCCUGAGCCAUUAAUAUUCGGAUUACAGAAGGAACUAUUUUCUCUAACGACAACUAACAAAAUCAACGUGAAAGUAGAAAUUGAUAAAACAUUUGUUACACCGGGUGAAAAUAUUAAUCUAAAAGUGACAGUUAAUAAUAAUACAGACAUUCCUAUAACUAUAAGAACAGAGCUUGUCAAGCGUUUUACCUAUCGUGCAGAUGAUGGUCAUACAAGAGUGGACACUGUUACUGUAAUUGGCACUGCUGGCAAUUCUCCACCAAUGAAAGAACGGAGUAUAUCGAACUUGACGUGUAUCGUGCCUACAUUACCAAGUUUAUACUCUAUACAACACUCAAAGAUGGUGGAUGGAGCUUACAGAGUGAGGGUAACUGCUGUUGUCCCUUUUCCUCAUAUAAAUGAGAGUGCGGACGUCCCAGUGGUCAUUGGAGAAGGGAAAGAUCUUCUUGGUGCUACAGCGAAACAUGUAGAUGGUAAAGCGUUAUGUCCAGAAACUCCAGUUGAUGAGAAAAAUGAUAAAGAUUUAGAAGGAUUGAAAGUGUAGUGAUUAGCAAAUAGUGAUGGACACUAAAUAGUGCAAGUUACUGUGAUUUCUUUUGAAGUGCAAUGAACACUUAUGUUUUAUCUUUUAAUAGAUAUAAUUUAUCAUUCCACUUUAUUGUCAUGUUGUAGGGAACAACCUACGUGUAGUAUUUUGGCGAAUUAUUACAUAGUCUACUUAAAUAUAUUUGUUAUAAUGUUCCUUAUGUUUACCUAUGCUUUUUAUUGAUGGAUUAAAAUGAAAUAAUAAUUGAUAUAAACCGGA
Messenger RNA from Spodoptera frugiperda (fall armyworm), 1308 nucleotides. Its product is annotated as arrestin domain-containing protein 5. Bases 67 to 1047 code for a protein of 326 amino acids. NCBI's taxonomy places the organism in Eukaryota, Metazoa, Arthropoda, Insecta, Lepidoptera, Noctuidae. The transcript has a single exon. The record is from RefSeq and is a predicted model, not a curated record. Gene Ontology annotation, biological process: protein transport. Gene Ontology annotation, cellular component: cytoplasm.